This is a messenger RNA of Oikopleura dioica, 621 nucleotides long. The record is from the annotation of a GenBank genome assembly. NCBI's taxonomy places the organism in Eukaryota, Metazoa, Chordata, Appendicularia, Copelata, Oikopleuridae.
AUGUCGGAUUUGGGGAUAGUUGACGAUCAAAGUGCCUCAUACUUGGACAUUGAUGAUAUUUUGAUGACAGAAAACAAGAUCUCCUGCCGAGCGAGAUACGAUCUUGUAGAUCUUGAGCUCCGAAGAACGGCAGAGGACUUCCAUGAGGGAAAGAAAGUGGAUCUCCCAAUUUGGAUGGCAAUGAGGCUCAACGAAUUCUUCCGCCACGAGAUUCCAAAACAAUACAACACUCAUUUCCAAGGCAUUUUGAAUGCUGAUCCAGAAGUCGUAAAUUUGCAUAAAGAGGGUCCAAAAUACUUUGCCAUGGGACUGCAGUUGACGAGUGAGAACUUCGAUUUUGCUGACGACGAGGACAUUAUCAACAUGUGCCAAACUCUACUUCAAGCGUCGGCGCGGCGAGUCAGCUGGAUUAGCGAUAUGGCCGCCGCCGACCAUUAUCAACAGUCGAAGGUUGAUUCCAAACUCGACGAUAUGGAAAAGGAGAUGUACGCGAAGGCUAUCUCCGAGAGAAAAUCAUGGGAAGACUGGACUCGCGGUAUGUCAAACAGACUGACGGAAUCGAAAUUCAUCGCGAAAUCAAGGAAGAGAAAGCGCGAUGCAUUAGCCCAAAAGAACAACUGA